AUGCGCAAGACAUUCUACACCUCGCUGCUGGCAGCCGUGCCCAUGACCGCUCUCGCCCAAGAAAGACCAGGGCUCGCCAACAGCUCCGCAGUACCCACACACUACGGUAUCCUCCUUACGCCCUCCAUCACCCCCAUCGACAUGUUCGGCCCCAUGGACGUUUUCCAAGGCCUCGCCAUGGGUUUCCAGAAUCUGACGGGCCCAAUGCACCUCUCCAUCAUCAGCGUCAACUCCACGCCCUCGACAACAAACCCUCCCAUGCCGGGCAUCGACUUCGGCAUGGCCCUCCCGCCCACCAUCACCAUCGCCGAGUACCUCGCCGCCGCCGCCAACAACUUCACCAGCAUCGAUGAGAGCACGACAAACAGCACGUGCCACACGAGCACCAAGAUUCCCGGGCCCCUCGACGUCCUCCUCGUGCCCGGCGGCGGUGGCACCCGCAAAGACGUUUCCCAUGAAGUCGACUUUGUCCGUACGGUCUAUCCCUCGCUAAAGCACCUCAUCUCCGUGUGCACCGGCAGCACCAUAAUUGCGCGGGCCGGCGUGCUCGACGGCCGCAAGGCCACGACUAACAAGAAAGCGUGGGCAUGGGCUACUUCCUUUGGAAACAACGUCUCGUACGUGCCGCACGCACGUUGGGUGCAGGAUGGCAAUGUGUGGACGAGCAGCGGGGUGAGUGCGGGCGUGGAUGUGAGCUAUGCGUUCUUGAGCAGUGUGUAUGGCGAGGAGGUUAGUCAGUGGGUGGCAGAUGUUAGUGAGUACACCCGGUGGACGAAUGCCAGUUACGAUCCCUUUGCGGAUCGAUGGGGACCUUUGAACACGACUGCGUUGAAGUAG
This is a messenger RNA of Paraphaeosphaeria sporulosa, 837 nucleotides long. RefSeq names its product class I glutamine amidotransferase-like protein. The record is from RefSeq and is a predicted model, not a curated record. The transcript has a single exon. The coding region runs from base 1 to 837 and encodes 278 amino acids. Lineage: Eukaryota; Fungi; Ascomycota; Dothideomycetes; Pleosporales; Didymosphaeriaceae.